Messenger RNA from Puccinia triticina, 699 nucleotides. RefSeq lists its product as uncharacterized. NCBI's taxonomy places the organism in Eukaryota, Fungi, Basidiomycota, Pucciniomycetes, Pucciniales, Pucciniaceae. Bases 1 to 699 code for a protein of 232 amino acids. The transcript has 6 exons. The record is from RefSeq and is a predicted model, not a curated record.
AUGGAGCAACUGUCGACACUCCCCAAAUUCUCAUCACACGGCCAUUUGGACCCCAUCGCAACAUGUUCAAAGGCGAAGACCGUUUACGUUUUCUUGGAAAAUUUGUACCCAUCAGUAAGACUUCCCAACGGUCAAACUCCACAUUGCAGCAAAAGUUACGCCAGCUCAUCUGGCGUUUGGAGCCAGGGAAAGAAAAUUUUCCCGGUCAACUUGAGCGCAAACAAUAACUCCGACACACCCCUCACCGAAGGCCAACUCUACAUAAUCGAAGGCGAAAUCCGCGGUAUUAACUUCAUGCGCGUCCCAAAGUUGACCUGGACAGUCGGCGACGAAAGACGUUCAAAUGUCGACAAACAUCCCUCCAAAUGGCAACGAGUCCGCGUUUCCGGCCUUGGUACAAUCAUUAAAGUUCGAGCCAAAGCUGCCUGGCCGGAAAGCAACGGCACCGUUAUUAGUCUCACCCUAGAUCACGGUGGGGUUUUCCGAGUCCGCUGUGUCUUAGGCUUAACCAACAAGGAGUUCCCUCGCGGAAUGAGUGUAUUUCCUGGAAGUAAGAUUCAUUACAAAGGUCUCCUCGACGGUUUUGGCAGAACAUCCCGACGGAUGAUUGUUGAGGUAACACACGCCACCAUCUCAUCCAAAGACAUCCUCUUCACCGACUCCAACGAAACCGCCAGCUCACUCAACAAUGACUUCUAG